GAGAUCCCCAAUUUUAGGAUUUGUAUACGACUUAUUCUUUCUAAUAAUAUUAUUAAUAGGCGUGAAAAUUGCAAUGACAAGGGGAAAAUCAGCAGGGGUGAGAAGUAUACAUACUUCAGAAGCCUCUCAGAGACUACAUGCAGGAGAUCUCACAUAUGCCUAUUUAGUAGGAUUGUUUGAAGGUGAUGGUUAUUUUUCCAUAACAAAAAAAGGUAAAUAUUUAACAUACGAAUUAGGUAUUGAAUUGUCUAUUAAAGAUGUACAGUUAAUUUACAAGAUAAAAACCAUUUUAGGUGUAGGUACUGUAAGCUUUAGAAAAAGAAAUGAAGUAGAAAUGGUAGCUUUAAGAAUAAGGGAUAAGAACCAUUUGAAAAAUUUUAUAUUACCUAUAUUUGAUAAAUACCCUAUGUUUUCUAAUAAGCAAUAUGAUUACUUAAGAUUUAGAAAUGCAUUACUUUCAGGUAUUAUUUAUUCAGAAGAUUUACCUGAAUAUACUAGAAUAGGAUUUCUAGAAGCUGAGGGUUGUUUUAGUGUUUAUAAAUUAAAUAAAGACAAUGAUUAUUUAGUAGCUAGUUUCGAUGUAGCUCAAAGAGAUGGAGAUCUUUUAAUAUCUGCCAUUCGUGAAUAUUUAUCUUUUACCACUACUAUAUAUCUAGAUAAAACUAAUUGUUCAAAAUUAAAAGUUACAAGUGUAAGAUCAAUAGAAAAUAUUAUUAAAUUUUUACAAAAUGCACCUGUAAAGUUAUUAGGUAAUAAAAAAUUACAAUAUUUAUUAUGAUUGAAACAAUUACGUAAAAUAUCUAGAUAUUCAGAAAAAAUAAAAAUACCUUCAAAUUAUUAAAUGAGAUCAUGAUAUAGUCCG
Messenger RNA from Aspergillus ruber CBS 135680, 862 nucleotides. RefSeq names its product LAGLIDADG family homing endonuclease. The record is from RefSeq and is a predicted model, not a curated record. Gene Ontology annotation, molecular function: endonuclease activity. The transcript has 2 exons. The coding region runs from base 74 to 778 and encodes 234 amino acids. NCBI's taxonomy places the organism in Eukaryota, Fungi, Ascomycota, Eurotiomycetes, Eurotiales, Aspergillaceae.